Phyllopteryx taeniolatus (common seadragon) is the source of this 6407-nucleotide messenger RNA. RefSeq names its product c-abl oncogene 1, non-receptor tyrosine kinase (gene abl1). NCBI's taxonomy places the organism in Eukaryota, Metazoa, Chordata, Actinopteri, Syngnathiformes, Syngnathidae. The transcript has 12 exons. Gene Ontology annotation, molecular function: protein binding; non-membrane spanning protein tyrosine kinase activity; ATP binding. The record is from RefSeq and is a predicted model, not a curated record. Gene Ontology annotation, biological process: regulation of apoptotic process; protein phosphorylation. Bases 787 to 4044 code for a protein of 1085 amino acids.
GGUCCCACCCACAUAUUUGUGUCAACCACCUUGCGUAUGGAAGUAUGGCGGCCCCAGCAGCCACCCGACGACGAGCGCUCGGUCGAAAGUUCGCCGCAGCUCCCCGGAGUCUCACAUGAGGGGCAAUGAGUAGGCGUGUGCGACACGGCGGCUCUGCGACAGCGAAGCGGCCAGCGGCGGUCUCCACGCGGGCACGACAGACGCCGUUGGCGGCGUCCGGCUGACGGAGGAGUCGCCUGGAUUUCGAUUUCGCUCUCCAAGUAGAGUCCGGUGGUGAUGGGUGGGGAGAGUCGCGGAGGUUUGCCACUUAGCUCCCUGUGGCUGGAAUAAAGCAAAAGUGUUGAAUUUGGAGAUGUUUUUGUUGAGAAAAGUGUUCGGGUGAGGAGGAGGCGACGCGGCGCCGCCGACCAACUGUUGACUGCUCCUGCGCCUUCAAAGAGGACCAGAGGCUAACGCGAGCUAGCCUCCAUGGCUAUCUGCACUUUUAGCUUAUGUUGCUCGGCUAAACUACGGGAUAUAAGUUUACAACAACACAUUCCUCAAGCACCCCAAUCCCAUUAAUGCGUGAUAAAAAGAGGCACGCUGGAGUAGCUUGGACCUGCAGAACAAAUCUGCAUCACACCAGGAGAGGACAUCCCGACCCAGGGCGAAGGACUCCUCCCGUCUCCUCCGCUGCUCAGCUCUUCCCCUCCCCUCUUCCUCCUCCUACUCCCUGCCCUCUGGCCAGUUGUCGGACGCCUGAGUCCGGCCCGCAGAGUCCCGGCUACGGCCUGGCACCCUGCCCUUAUGGGGCAGCAGCCGGGGAAGUUUGCAGGGGACCAGAGGAGACCCAGUCUGCCAGCCUUCAUCAAGGGUGUGAAGAGGGAGUCCACGCGCCAUGGGACGCAGCCCUGCAAUGUCUUUGCUGUGCACGAAGCUCUUCAGAGACCAGACUUUGAGGGUCAAGGUCUGACCGAAGCGGCCCGCUGGAACUCCAAAGAGAACCUGUUGGCUGGACCCAGCGAAAAUGACCCCAACCUCUUCGUGGCGCUGUAUGACUUUGUGGCCAGUGGUGACAACACGCUCAGCAUUACUAAAGGCGAGAAGCUCCGCGUGCUUGGCUACAACCACAACGGCGAGUGGUGCGAGGCGCAGACCAAAAAUGGCCAGGGCUGGGUGCCGUCCAACUACAUCACCCCCGUCAACAGCCUGGAGAAGCACAGCUGGUACCACGGGCCCGUCUCGCGCAACGCCGCUGAGUACCUGCUCAGCUCGGGGAUCAACGGCAGCUUCCUGGUGCGCGAGAGCGAGAGCAGUCCCGGCCAGCGGUCCAUUUCCCUGCGCUACGAGGGGAGAGUCUACCACUACAGGAUCAACACGGCAUCCGACGGCAAGCUGUACGUGUCGUCGGAGAGCCGCUUCAACACGCUGGCCGAGCUGGUGCACCACCACAGCACGGUGGCCGACGGCCUCAUCACCACACUGCACUACCCGGCGCCCAAGCGCAACAAGCCCACCAUCUACGGCGUGUCCCCCAACUACGACAAGUGGGAGAUGGAGCGCACCGACAUAACCAUGAAGCACAAGCUGGGCGGGGGACAGUACGGCGAGGUGUACGAAGGCGUGUGGAAGAAGUACAACCUCACCGUGGCCGUCAAGACGCUAAAGGAGGACACAAUGGAAGUGGAGGAGUUCCUCAAGGAGGCCGCUGUUAUGAAAGAGAUCAAACAUCCCAACCUGGUGCAACUUUUGGGCGUGUGCACGCGGGAGCCGCCAUUCUACAUCAUCACAGAGUUCAUGACCCACGGCAACCUGCUGGACUAUCUGCGGGAGUGCAACCGAGAGGAGGUUAACGCUGUGGUGCUGCUCUACAUGGCCACGCAGAUCUCCUCCGCCAUGGAAUACCUGGAGAAAAAGAACUUUAUACACAGGGACCUCGCAGCCCGCAACUGCCUGGUGGGCGAGAACCACCUGGUAAAGGUCGCAGACUUCGGUCUGAGCCGGCUGAUGACGGGGGACACAUACACGGCCCACGCGGGGGCCAAGUUCCCCAUCAAGUGGACGGCUCCGGAGAGCCUGGCCUAUAACAAGUUCUCCAUCAAGUCGGACGUGUGGGCGUUUGGUGUGCUGCUGUGGGAGAUCGCCACCUACGGGAUGUCCCCGUACCCCGGCAUUGACUUGUCCCAAGUGUAUGAGCUGCUGGAGAAGGACUACCGCAUGGACCGACCCGAGGGCUGCCCCGAGAAAGUCUACGAGCUCAUGAGGGCCUGUUGGAGGUGGAACCCUUUAGAACGUCCAUCUUUUGCAGAAACCCACCAAGCCUUCGAGACAAUGUUCCAGGAGUCCAGCAUCUCAGACGAGGUGGAAAAGGAGCUGGGGAAGAAAGGGAAGAAGGUGACAUUGGGCUCCAUUCAGCAGGCUCCAGAACUGCCCACCAAGACCAGGACGCUACGCAAAAAUAAGGACAACCGGGACGGAGAUAGUCCAGACCCGGCGGACCCCGAGGUCUCCCUGCCCUCCCCGAUGCUCCCCAGGAAAGAGCGCCCCCUCCUGGACGGCAAUCUGAACGAGGACGACCGGCUGCUGCCCAAGGACAAGGACAAAACGCGCGGCGGAUUUCUGAGCCUCAUCAAGAAGAAGAAGAAGAACGCUCCGGCGCCUCCCAAGCGCAGCUCCUCCUUCCGGGAGAUGGACGUCCACCCCGAUCGGCGGGGCGGGUGUCCGGACCCUCGGGAUGUCGACUGCUUCAACAACGGCGGAUCUUUGGCCAUCAACGACGCCGCGCAUGUACUCGAAUCCUCAAAGUUCCUGGCUACUAACAAUAACGGUACAAACGGAGCUCCCGCCUACCCGGGACCGUUGUUCCCCCGGAAGAAGGGCGCCCCUGCUGUGCCCGGACCCGUGGGCAAGGCGGCUGUCACCUCACCCGGUGAAGAAGAGGUCAUGACGAACUCUAAGCGCUUCUUCUGGUCCUCCAGCCUACCCGCCGGGCCGGACGGCACCCAGUGGAGGUCCGUCACCCUGCCAAGGGACUUGGGCCAGAGGCAUUUUGACUCGGGCACCUUUGGGGGCAAACCGGCGCUCCCCCGCAAGAGAACCAGCGAGCAGAAAGGGGACACCGCCCCCCGUAUGGGCACUCUGACUCCCCCUCCGCGUCUGCCCAAGAAGCCGGAAGAGUCACCGGAUGAGGGGCCGAAAGACGGCGAGGCGAGUCCCGUAUCCAGUCCCCAGGCUUUAACCCCCAAGGUGGUCAAGAGGCCCGGGCUCCCGGAGAACUCAAAAACCAGCGCCCUGCACGCUGAGCUUCUCAAGCCCAGCGUCUUCCCGGCAUUGGGCGCCGCCGGAGACGAGUGCCGGGCCCGCCGCAACAAGCACACCCCCGACGCUCGAGAGAAAGGAAAGUUCCAGAAAUCCAAACCGGCUCCUCCGCCGCCCCCUGCCAACGCCAAAACAGGAAAGACCUCCCGCUGUCCCGCUCAAGAUCUCCCUUCCCCUUCGUCAGAAAUGAAAGCUAAGGGGCUCCUGUCCGCCUCUGAGCCCCAACACGGAACCACUGCCGGUGAGGGGGCCAAGAAGCUGCCCCUGAGCUGCAACUCCAAACCUCAACCGCUCAAGACCUCCGCCUCGGCGAGCGGCUCCCUAGGGGGCGACCCGCAGGGCGCGCCGGCUGCCUUCAUCCCCCUCGUCAACCCCCGCCGCUCCCUGCGCAAGACGGCACCGCGCCAGGCCUCAGAGCGCACGCCCAACUCGGCCGUGACCCGCGAGAUGGUCCUGGAGGGCGCCGAGCGGCUCCGCGCCGCCAUCGGCCGCAACUCUGAGCAGACUGGCAGCCACGGCGCCGUCCUGGAGGCCGGCAAAAACCUGUCCAAGUACUGCGUCAGCUACGUGGACUCCAUCCAGCAGAUGCGGAACAAGUUCGCCUUCCGCGAGGCCAUCAACAAGCUGGAGAGCAGUCUGUGCGAACUGCAGAUCUGCCCCGCCGCCUCCGGGGGUGCCAACGCGCAGCAGGACUUCACCAAGCUGCUGUCUUCCGUCAAGGAGAUCAGCGACAUCGUUCAGAGGUAGCGGACUACGUACAAAAUGCAGAUGAACUGAAAUUUGCCGACUGGUGACGCGGUACUAGUCCGACUCCACCUGUGGUCUUUGUGGAUGGAUGCAAAGGAAUUUGGCCAAUUCUGGAGUUAGCGGAUAUUGAGUAACUACGAACGAGUCGUCAUGCUUGAAAUCUUUCCUCAUGUAAUUCCAGAAAAAAAAGUGCCUGUUUUCAAAAAAAGGAUGCCUUUGACUAAGCUUACAGCAUCCGGAAUCCAUUUGGCCCAGUCCAUCCCUUAUGCCAGGGUUUUCCAAAUUGAGGGGCGGCACCCAAAAGUGGUUCGCACAACAGGCUUUUUGUUUCACGUGUUCUUUAUCGCAGUGUUUUUACAUUAGAAGCAAUCUCACGGCACACCACCAAACAUUAAUGUCACAAAAUGUACAAUACAUGGAGGGUGCAAAUAUAUGUAUACAGUUGUAAGAGGUAUACAGAGUUCUUUAUUUUUUUUUUUUUACCCUCUUUCUUCACUUAUAGAUCUUUUCUGAUGCAUGCAUCUGCGUAAAUGUGAAUGUGCGCGCGCCACUGUAAGAACAUGACCAUGACGAUAAAGGUGUGCAUGUGAGUGUGUAAGAGGUCUAUCCGUGUGAGUAAAAACGUAAGACGUGUGUGUAGAAGGUCUGUGUGUGUGUGUGUGAUAAAUGUAUGUGUGUGCGCGUGGGUGCUCAAUUAAAAUGGGACUGGAAAACUGAUCAUCCACUCUUUCCCACAUUACUAACGGUUCCGGUUCGAUCCAGUUUCUGGCGGUAUCUGGAAAUUGUUCUUCUAAUUUUUCAGUGCUGUAUGAUUUAGCCACUUUCACUGAUGAUUGGUUAAAUUACUUGCUAUAAAAGAAAUGAAUACAAAAGGUCAAAAAUGAAAAGUCAGUAUAACUCUUUCAAAUGUAUACCUAAUUUUGCACCCUGCGUAUACUUGAAAUAAAUCAUAAUUUAUGGAGCAUUUAUGUGAAAAUUGGGGCACAGUGGUUGGGGAUGACUCCUUUAUGGUGUAUGUCAGUGUUAUGGCAUGACGUGAUGUAUUUUGACCAAGUCGGGGUCUCCGGGUGGAACUUGGGGGUCUCCAAAACGGUUGGGAAACCCUGACUCACGUGACAAAAUUCAAAGUAUUUUCUUCUGUGCUGUGUGGCCGUUUCCUUUGUGGUUCGUCUUUUCCCCAACACGUUUCCGUACAAUGACGACAGCCAAGUAAGUCCAGUUUGUAACUUUUGAUACUUUGUGCCUUAAAGACUUUUAAAUGGCCAUACCAAAAAAAAAAAAAAGGAAAAAAAUGCCAAGCCCUUGUCCUCAGCUUGUACUGAGGAACUCAGUGGACUCUUGAGCGGAACUUCAGUUUAUUAAAAGCCAUCAGUAGCAGCUUCAACACAUCACAGACUCAAAAGUGUUUCUCGGAUCAUUUCUGUGUGUGAGAAAGUACAUUUUUAAUUGUGUGUAAGACAUUCGUGUGUAACUGUGCGCAAGUGUUAAAGUGUGUGUGCAAGAAGUUUGUAUGGCUGAGUGUGUAAGAAGUUUGUGUGUAUAGGGGGAUGGAGGGGAAUGAUUGCGAACGCUGUUUUUCAAUGGAGAAUAUUUGUGGGGGGCAGGGGGGUGGUUGGAGUUUGGACGGAGCUUAUGGAGUUUUGGGAGGGGUGGCUCCGUUUCCUAAAACCCAGGGAAAGUCUUACCAUUUGUCUCCCCACUUUGACGCCCAUGUGUGUAAGUUUGUGUCUGUGUAAAUGUAAGUGUGUGUGAGACAGAGUUACGUUUGUGGGAUUGUGAAGUGUGAGGAGUGGACCACACAAGCUGGCUUUCUGGACUUUGUACGGCGCUACGGUCCCGCGUUCAUGUGUCCGUCAUACAUGCCACUUCUCUUUGGGUGCAAGCCUCGUCACCAGCUUUAAAUGUUUUCUUACUCCCUUCUUCUCUAGCCUCAAAGUGCAAUUUUGGUUGCAAUAAAAUGACAAACGGAACAGUAAAUGGACCAUUUACUCCCAAUAAGGUAUGUGCGUGUGUUUGAGGAAGUGUCUAAUGUGUAUGUGUCUGUGUGUGAUUACUUAAGUACUUGUGAGUUUGUAAGAAGUGUCAGUGAGUUAGUAAUGUGUGAGUGCGUGUGUAAGAAAUAUACUGUAAUUGUGUAAAAAGCAUAGUGUGUUUCUGUAACGUUUGUGGAAGUUCACUUGUCAGUGCGUGUGUAUGACUGAGUUUGUGUCAGUGUCAUUUUGUGUCUUGUUGCCCGAAAAUGACAAACCACGAAAUUGUGACGUGCGACUCAAAACACCAGAGAAUACGUGGACAGGUUAUGUAUAAUUUAUUUUUUCUCUCUGUCUAAUCUUUUUGUCAUUAAAAUCAAAAUGUCAACUUUU